AUGUCUAAUGAAGAAACAAACUUUGCGGGUACUACCGGGGGAGGCGAGCAGCAGCAGUCACCACCAGUAACCGUAGACACGAUGCCCGAAGCCAUGACACAGAUCAAGGCGAUGCUUGAAACAUUGGUGAAGAGGAUCGAAGAUCACGAUAAGCAACACGCCACCGCUAACGCCCGACUAGAAACCCUAGCGGCUGCCACUCUGAACCAAGCUGGGGGGUCGGGUCAAGAUCGACCGAGGAGAUCGGUACGACCAAUCCCCUUCAAAUUUACAACACCGCAGAGGACACGAACGGGGAUACCACCGAUACACCCUACAACCGUGACCGAUGACCAAAACCCUGAAGUUCAAAGAGCUGGCACCCGGAACGAAACUGAUUCAGAACCUGUGGUGGAUCUGGAUGACGAAAAUCUAGCGUAA
Messenger RNA from Arabis nemorensis, 420 nucleotides. The record is from the annotation of a GenBank genome assembly. NCBI's taxonomy places the organism in Eukaryota, Viridiplantae, Streptophyta, Magnoliopsida, Brassicales, Brassicaceae.